CGGCGCGGGCGCUCCCGGACCCCGCGGACCCGACAGGCGACGGCGGCUUCGCGAGCCCGGGAGGCGAAGGCGGGCGGAGGGAGGCGGCGGCGGUGCGCGGAGACGCAGCAGCGGCAGCGGCAGCAUGUCGGCCGGCGGAGCGGCGGUCCCGCCGCCCCCAAAUCCCGCCGUGUCCUUCCCUGCUCCGCGGGUCACCCUGCCCGCCGGCCCCGAUAUCCUGCGGACAUACUCCGGCGCCUUCGUCUGCCUGGAGAUUGUGUUGGGGGGACUCGUGUGGAUCCUAGUCGCCUCCUCCAAUGUUCCUCUACCUCUGUUGCAAGGAUGGGUCAUGUUCGUGUCUGUGACAGCUUUUGUCUGCUCCCUCCUCUUCCUGGGCGUGUUCCUCUCUGGCGUGGUGACUCAGAUUAAUGCCAACUGGAACUUCCUGGAUUUUGCUUACCAUUUUACAGUAUUCGUCUUCUACUUUGGAGCCUUUUUACUGGAAGCAGCAGCCACAUCGCUGCACAGUCUGCAUUGCAAUAGAACCACAGAGCUGCAGCCGCUCUUGAAUGACAACCAGUAUAACAUCAACGUAGCAGCCACGAUUUUCGCCUUUAUGACGACAGCUUGUUAUGGUUGCAGCUUGGGUCUGGCUUUACGACGAUGGCGGCCGUGACACUCCUUACACACUAACUCUCGGUGUGUUAGUUUCAUUUGUGUACUUUCUAUGUCUGAUUUCAAUUUGGAUACCAUUUUGUCCAGAUACAACAACGUCCCCAAAGUAAUUUUUUUGUUUUAUGGAGAGAAUUUAAGUUAAGGUUUAUUUCAUGGAUGGAAUUUUAAUUUUAUUAUGAUGUUAAGCAGAGAAAUGACCUUUAGUUUUACAUCUGUUUCUUUCUCUUUCUCUCUCUUUUUUAUUUUAAAGAAAAUUUCCCAUACAAUACACAGCUGCUAUUCACGAAAAGGGGGUAUCUCUCGUGUUUGGUCACUGAGUCACCUGAACCUUAAUUUUAAAAGGUAACUAAAACUCCCUAAAAGACACAUUUCAAAUAGGCUUCCCAUUGAACUCUGUGUUUUAGUGUAAAAGAGGGAUGGGUAUUUGUUCUUUUCUCUAAAGGUCCAAAUAGUAAAUGCUUUAGACUUUGUGGGCCAUUCAGUUUCUGUCACAGCUGCUCACCUCGGCUGCAGCUUCAUGAAAGCAAUCACAGACAGUACGUAAGUGGGUGAGUGUAGCUGUGUUCCAAUAAAUCUUUAUUUACAAAAGCAGGCAGCAGGCUGGAUUUGGCCCGUGGGCUAGAGGCUGAUUGGCUAUGUGUUCUGUAUUUUAUUGAGCUGAUGCUGAAAGGGAUAAAGCAAAUUAGACAACCCACAUACUAUUUAAUCUCAUUAUGCAGUACUCACAUCGCCUUUGGGUUAAUGGUCAAAUGCUUACCCUUGAAGAGACAUGUAGUUUCUCAAGCUUAUUCAAGCAGAGUCUUGGGUACAGGAAAAAAGUAAUUUACGAAGUGAACCGUAGUUGCUUAACCAACCUACGGGUUUGCUAACCACUGAGCAAAACUCUCAUCUGGCAUCUUUAUUUAAUACGAGAGCCUCAGAGACCACUAACCACUCCUGGAACUGGUAUCUAGCUCCUCAUGUCUUACUUUGGGUUUAUUUAUGCUUCAAAUACAGCUGUUUGCCACGUGCAUGAAUAUACGAAUGUUUGUGUGUGGUUAUGUGAGGCUUUACCAAACAGAGUUCUCUGAAGGGUGAACUUUUUACUUCUGAUGCUUUUAUAUGACUCAGUUAAAUUUGAAUGGAGGAUGAGAUAUAACUUAAAAGUCCUUGCCUGCUUAAAGAAUAGCCUGAUGUCCACGUUGUUUUUGCAUUGGUGGCAAAUACACAGAAUUGGUUUUAAAGCUACAGCUCUCAUAAAAGCUUUCUCUGGCUGAGUAGCACAGAAAAGUAUUUUAACCCACCUCAGAGACACUGGUCAUAGCAAAGUGCCAAAAUGGCUUGAAUGGGAGAACGAGUUGGGCCCCACACUUUUCACGCACAAUACUAAUCUCUUGCCCCAAGAGAGUAAACUCUUGGAAAAGGGCAUUUUUUAUUAUUUUACACUUUCAACCCUUGGCUUUUGGGCUGAAUCAUCCCUUAUAAGUGCCAUGUAAAAGUUAGACUGUUAGAGUUCAUAGAACACACAAUGGGCCUGAAUGAAUAGCCUAGUCAACUCUCAACGAUCAAAUACUGUUUAUGUAAUAAUCCCCUGGAAAGAAGACUCUUACUAGGGUUUGGUUUGUGAUAUAAUUAUGAAGAUUAAAAGAGAUGUUUAAUAUGUGGCAAGAGGAAAUCCAUCUUAUGACUUACACUGAGGUCAUAGCUUUUCUAUAAUACCCAGCUUCCUUGGUUUUUUGAGCUCCGUACCACACACGUAAACCUGUAUUAUGAAUUGUAUAUUACAAAGUCAUAAAUGUGCCAUAAGGAUAUGUAGCCUAUUCUGGCUGGAAUUGUUAAAAGUUAGUCUGCUAGAUUUAGUUGUGAGAUUUUAUUUUUGUUUCCAAAGUCUAACAAGUCCUUGCUUGGUGGCAUUAAAUUAAAUGAUUUCUUGAAACUGCUUUGGUGGCACUUUUGUAAAUGGAUUGCUUCUAGAUCAUUAAGAACCAAGCCUAAAGCUCAUCUAACUGUGAAUACUUAGAAUUGUAGAUUAAUCAUGAUCUAGAUUUGUGAGUUGACUGACAAAGCACUUGAACAAAAAUUAAACGGCAUUUGAGAAUUUCUUUAUGUAACUUAGCUGUAAAAAAUGAGAGUGUUGGUUUGGUUUUAAAAUCUGGUAACUCCAUGAUGAGAAGAAAUUUAUUUUAUAAGUGUUAUGACUCUAAUAAAGUAUUCAUUUGAUAAUC
Molecule: messenger RNA, 2858 nt
Organism: Sus scrofa (pig)
Lineage: Eukaryota; Metazoa; Chordata; Mammalia; Artiodactyla; Suidae
Gene: MAL2
Product: mal, T cell differentiation protein 2
Biological process (GO): myelination
Cellular component (GO): membrane
Molecular function (GO): structural constituent of myelin sheath
Source: RefSeq, marked provisional